Messenger RNA from Heterocephalus glaber (naked mole-rat), 2107 nucleotides. NCBI's taxonomy places the organism in Eukaryota, Metazoa, Chordata, Mammalia, Rodentia, Bathyergidae. The record is from RefSeq and is a predicted model, not a curated record.
GAAGAACCUGAGGUGAGACAGGCGUGGAGACCAUGCGCUCCAUUUUGCCGCUUUCGCGGUGGUCGUCGCCUGCCCGGGCUGGGGACUUCGUGCGUUCCGCCCCCUCCCCCGCCGGAAUCUCGGAAUCUUGAGGGGUUUCCGGCCUCGUUGAAAUGAACUGGGACCUCAGUGUUGAAGAAUUGGUUAUUUUUCUACUGCUCCCCUUUCAGUAUGAAGGAGGAUCAAGUUGUGCAGGAAGAAUCAGGAUUCCAAGAUGAAGAGGAAUCUCUGUUUCAAGACAUUGACCUAUUACAGAAACAUGGAAUUAACAUGGCCGACAUUAAGAAACUGAAGUCAGUAGGAAUCUGUACCAUCAAAGGGAUACAGAUGACAACAAGAAGAGCCCUAUGCAAUGUCAAAGGGCUCUCAGAAGCCAAAGUGGACAAGAUUAAAGAGGCAGCCAACAAACUUAUUGAACCAGGAUUCUUGACUGCUUUUGAAUACAGUGAAAAGAGGAAGAUGGUUUUUCAUAUCACCACUGGGAGCCAGGAAUUUGAUAAGUUGCUAGGAGGUGGAAUUGAAAGCAUGGCAAUCACAGAAGCUUUUGGAGAAUUUCGUACGGGGAAAACUCAGCUCUCCCAUACCCUCUGUGUAACAGCUCAACUUCCAGGAGCAGGUGGCUACUCAGGAGGAAAGAUUAUCUUCAUUGAUACAGAAAAUACGUUCCGUCCAGAUCGCCUUCGGGACAUUGCUGAUCGUUUCAAUGUGGACCAUGAUGCAGUACUGGACAAUGUACUUUAUGCACGUGCAUAUACUAGUGAACAUCAGAUGGAGCUACUUGAUUAUGUAGCAGCAAAGUUCCAUGAAGAAGCUGGUAUCUUCAAGCUGCUGGUACAGAUCAUUGAUUCAAUAAUGGCGCUUUUCCGAGUGGAUUUCAGUGGUCGUGGGGAGUUGGCUGAACGGCAACAAAAACUGGCCCAGAUGUUGUCAAGACUCCAAAAAAUCUCAGAAGAAUAUAAUGUGGCUGUUUUUGUGACCAAUCAAAUGACUGCUGAUCCAGGAGCAACUAUGACCUUUCAGGCAGACCCCAAAAAACCCAUUGGGGGACACAUUCUGGCUCAUGCUUCAACAACAAGAAUAAGCUUGCGAAAGGGAAGAGGAGAACUGAGAAUUGCCAAGAUUUAUGACAGUCCUGAGAUGCCUGAAAAUGAAGCCACCUUCGCAAUAACUGCUGGAGGAAUCGGGGAUGCCAAGGAGUAGGUGGCGAAUUGAUGCAAAUUGCUUCUCAGUGCUUAUUAGGAGCUGAAGAAAUGGAAAAGCAGUCUUGACUUUCAGAUCUUGGAAUAAGAGGAGUUGUUUUUCAUAUUAUUAAAGGAAAGUCAGCAAAGAAGAGUUAAACUUUACACUUAUAAUAAUAAAGAUCCCUGAUAUAAAACUACAUAUUGCACGUUGGUUCAGGAAUCUACACACAUGCUCCUGAACUGUUUCUGAUGAGUGUGCAUAUAUAUAUAUAUAUGUGUGUGUGUAUAUAUAUAUAUGUAUAUAUAUACAUAUAUAUACAUAUAUAUAUACACCUGUUGGGAGCUGGUUAGGGAAGGGGUCCCUGAUUCCCUCACUUCCUCAACAAACAAACAGUCUAGGAGCUCAGAAAUGUACUAUCCUACAGGCUUCCCCCCAGCAUCUGUGUAGGGCACAGAACCACUCACUACUGAGCUUGACGCUCUUCCCAGCAGAGAAAUGUUUAAGGUGGGAAUGUUUCUAGGACACCAAAAAAGCUCUUUGCAUUCAGACUAUCCCUUAUUCACCUUCAUAGCAACUGAAAUGAAACACUAUGCCAAAGUUUAAUCAUUUGACUUUUUGACAAGUUGAAAUUACUUUUUAAAAAUGUAUUUGUGAUACAUAGAUAUCCUCUUGGAAAGAUAAAGAGGAGAGUAACUAGAAAAUGUACAAUUUUGGGUUGAGGACAUAGCUCAGUGGUAGAGCACUUGCCUGGCAUGCCUAAAGCCCAGGCUCAAUCCCCAGCACUACAGAAAGAGAAAGAGAGACAGGGAGAAAGAAAGAAAAGAAAAUUUAUAAUUUUUUGGUUUUGGUUUUGGGUUUUGGUACUGGGGAUCAAACUCAGGACCUU